AUGGUUUUCCAAUUUCUCUCUUCUCUCUUCAAAUCUGUGGAUUCACCUCCAGUUCUUCCAAUUGUUCCAAUUAAUAAAUGCCCUUCAGGAGUCAAAACCAAGUUUGACAAUGUUGAGAAAGGAUCACGUUUAUAUCUAGCCUCAAAUGAUGGGAUUGACUUGUUGAAAAAUAUCGAAAUAAGAUCAGGAAAGACGAGAAUAACAUUAGAUGAGAUUUGUGAUUUGAAUAAAGAUGGAACUCCGAAAUAUGUCACUCUUGAAGGGGAACUGACAAUCAAAACUAGCAAUAGUUCAUAUAAAACGAAAGAGUUGACUGGAUUUUUGUAUGUUACAACGAGGCAACAAGCAGAAGAUCCCACAUUCAUCGUUCAUAUCAUCAAAGACAAUGCAACCAUCAAAACCACCUCGUCAAAAACUACCGUAGUCAUUCUUAAUACUCAACUACUGAAUUCCAAUUCCAAAAAUGACAAAACCCCUUCAAAAUCCUCUUAUGUGACUGACAUUCAUCAAUCCUCCAAAGACAAUCUCCACUUCCACUGGGGUGUGCCUUCUGCCAGCUGGAUUGAUGACACUGGAAAUCAAUUCUUCAAAACUCGGAUGUCUCUGGAACGAUAUGAUCUUCAAGCUAAGCUGACGGGCAUGACGGAAGUACAUUUCGAACACAUCGAACCGCUUCAAAUUCCAUUGGAUUAUUGGUAUUUCAUAGCGGAAGGUCCUGUAGAGAUGACUAUUGAGAACAAAUAUGUCCCUGAUCAAAGCUAUACAACAACUUCUCCAAACACUACUGGACUUAUUGUGAAUGAUUCGAUAUUCAAGCAACUGGCUGUAAAUUUUGAACAUGACGAAAAUUCAACUGGAUUGUCCGGAUUUUAUACAUCCUCCAAAAUUGAGAAACCAAUCAACAUUUUGAUGGAGCACAAGUUUGGAAGAUUUUUUUCCAACGUUGACAAAUUAGUAUGCGACCAAAUUGUUGCAUGGUCCCCCACAAAAUCCAAGAAACUGAUAAUUACUUCGAGUAAUACCACUCCCGGAUCAUUCUAUUGUCAAUACUUCACACUAGAUGCUGAUCGAUUGGAAAGUGAGAAUUCAGAAGAUAUUUUCAAGCUGGAACCCAAUCAAAAGCCCUCUGUAUUCUCUACCUCUCCGAAGAUUAUUGCAGCUUUCUUUUUCACGGAUACGAGUGUGACUACAGUAAGAAGAGAUCCUAUUACUAAUCAAGUGACCACUGCUUCAGCAUCCAAUCCCACUAUAGACCCAACGGGUUGUAAGCUUGGUCAAGUUGUGUAG
This is a messenger RNA of Caenorhabditis remanei, 1287 nucleotides long. RefSeq lists its product as uncharacterized. Bases 1 to 1287 code for a protein of 428 amino acids. Gene Ontology annotation, biological process: innate immune response. Gene Ontology annotation, cellular component: membrane raft. Lineage: Eukaryota; Metazoa; Nematoda; Chromadorea; Rhabditida; Rhabditidae. The transcript has 6 exons. The record is from RefSeq and is a predicted model, not a curated record.